UCGUUUUGUUGGAAUCCUUAUUCGUUACAAGUAAUGGCAGCAGCUAGAAUUCUUUUGGUUGCCUCCUCAAUGUAUAUAAACCCAAAAUGGCAACCUAUAACUCGAGAGAUCGAGUCGAAUGCUUGGAGUGAUAACGUGGGAAAGAAUAAGCACCACUUAAUCAGACAUCUUAUUAAUAGAAUUGGUUAGAUAGUUUACCACGUUUAUAGGACAACAAAAGAAAAUAAAGGAUCUUACUCCAUUUUCAUCCACACUCCAAAGACCAAAAUUCUGUCCUCAUUUCUGCAUAUUCCAAUCACAAAUCACAGCAAGCUCCAAAUCAGUCUUCAAAUUCUUCAUUUUCUGAUUGAAUCAAGAGAACAAAUGGACGAAUUCUUUGGAGGGACGGAUGGCAGGCUCAGAAUCUCCAUAACAGAUUCAACCAUGAUGAGGAUCGUUCACUGUGCGAUGAACAAAGCCCACGAAAAGGUCAAGUCCAAGGAAGGCGUGAUCGAGCGGCUGAACGAGAUUUCCAAGUUCUAUGAACUCGCGGUAAUGCAGUUAGAAGGGUGCAUGAAGUUUGUCCAAGAAGAGACGGAUUGCUACAUUCUUGAGAGCAGCCAAGAGGAGGAGGUUCUCGCGGGGUUGGUGGAGAUCAGGAACCGCCUGCAGGGUCGUCUCAACGAGUCAGAGAUGGUGAUCAUGGAGAAAGAUAGGGAGCUGACAGAGAGACUAGAGAGUGAGCUGAAGCUGAGGCAGGCCUUGGAGCUUAAAGAAAGAGAGUUGGUAUCUUUGCGCGCCAAAAUUGAGAAGACAAGGACUAAGGAUGUCGAGGAUAGAGAUGGCGAGUUCUGUGAGCUGAAGAAUUCGGUUGAUCAGCAGGUUUGGAACAUCAGACAGAAGCUUGAGCCCGAUUAUAACAGGCUUAGAGAUCAAGGUGGUAUUGACAAUGAAAAGGUUGAGCAGAUGGGCUCUGAUAUUGACAUUUUGAAGGAGACUUUGGAUGUUGCCUUUGGGAAAAUGAGUAAUGCAAUUUUCUUGUCUGAAGUGGCCCCAAUAGAGCAGCAAUGGAGAUGGGGUGUUGAGAAGGACACGUUCUCCGUCUUGCUUAGAGGUCUCAUGUGGGAUUUGCAGGAGAUGUUUGAAGGGAAAAUUUGGAGACAAGAGAGGUGGGUCCCGGUUGGGUUCAGCACGUUGUGGCCAGGUUUGAUGGAUGAUGUUGCCGGCUUGAAAAGUGAACUGAGUUCUCUCUUUGGCCAACAUGAGGUAAUGCAAGUGAAAAGUGACGACUUGUUACAAGAAAAGCUUAAACAUGGGGAGCUUCUAGGAGAGGAUAGUGAAGAGGAUGGGAAUCACUAUGUUGCUAAGAUGAUAAAAAGUCAUGAGUCCCUCAUCCGGAAAAAGAGUGCAGAGGCAGAGGAGCUGAACUUGUUGAGGCGAGAAAUUAUGCGCGAAAAAAUGAAUUCAUCUUGCAGGAGUGAAAAGGAACCGGUUAGCCUCAAGAAAAGAGUCCAAGAAGUCUUAGUGAAAUUGGAAAAUUUUAUGGAAUGGAGUGAUAAGUUGAGCGAACAUAUUGAUGAUCAUGAGGAGAUAAAUGGAGAGGAAACUCUUUCAAGAAAGAAACUCCUAAAAUGUGAUGCUACUGAUAGAGAAGACCAGGAUAUAAAUACUUUGGCAGAUGCUUGGGAGAGCAUGGAUAAGGUCUGUUGUGGAGUCAAUGAGGAAGCGCCGAAUAAGGUUCGGAGGCUUGAGCUAGAAGUAGAAGAACUAAAUUUGAAAACCAAGAUAAUGGAAGAGAAAUACAUGACACUUCUUGAAGGGCUGUCAGAAGAGCUCAACAUUGAGUUAUAUAGUUAUCAAUUAGAGAGACUAACAUGGGCAGGUAAAUGCAUAGAAGUGACAAAUCAGUGGAAUGAGAUGACUGAAAUCAACAAUAUUGGAUCACAAAUCAGAGAAGAAAUAAUUUGCAUUGUGUCCAAUGAAGCAAUGAAGGACUGUUGCUCUUUUUCUGACUUGAAAUCAGCCGAGUUUAAUGAUGUGAGGGAUGAUAUAAAUACACUCAUAUUCGGCAAAAUGUUGAAGGAAUGGAGUAAAAGCAUAGAAGUUUACAAUACCGAUGUUCUUGUUAGGGAAGAGAUAAGUCAUAUUAUCUAUGCUGAGACCAUCAAAAGUAUUGUUGAUACCACCAUUUCUGCAUUAAAUCAAUGUGAAGAGGUCAAACUUGUCGAAAAUUCUAUAAAGGAGGAUGUCUGUUUGGCUUUCAUAGGAGAAACUAUCAAGGAAUGGAAGAUGGACUUAGAUGCAUAUAAUGCAGAGAAUCUCCUCAGGGAUGAAAUAUAUCAGUUUGUCAUUUUUGAGGCUGCAAAAGUUGCGUCUGUUUCUUUUGAAGAAGCCAAUGAUGAAGAGAAACUCGCGGGAUGCUUGUUCUGUGAUAAGAAGUUGCAAGAACCUAAACAGCUGAGCACAGAAGAAAGUAUGAUUCAAAAGAUAGAUUCUUUACUAAAAUGUCUAGAAGUGGAGGAACAUCCAAUGCUGAAUGCAUGCUUCAAAAUUGGGAGACACGGCGUGGACCUUGAUCUGGUAGGCUUAGAAUGCGAAGAUUUUGGAAAGAAAAAGGCGACUAGCUCGGUUAGUUUCAAGCUAGAGAAGGCUCUACAGCAGUUAGCUACGAGUAAGGAAGAGCUAGAUGAAAUCAUAUCUAGUUUAGGCUUAGAAUUUGGUAAUCCAAACAAGGUUCAUCAUAAUGAAGGGACUCUUACAAUGAAAAGAAAAGGAGAGAAGCACUUAGAGCCAUCUGAUUCUUUAGUCCCACUUAUCCUGGGACUCUUCCAACUGAUGGAGGAUUUCCAGUGCAGAGUAAGAGAAAAGUUGGAGAUUAAUAACUCAAGAAUGGAAGAGAUUAAACAACACUUAAAUGAACUUCUUGGAAUAGUUUCCACCCUACGAGAAAAGGAAUCACUUUACAGGAAGGCUUUUAUUAGGAGACACCAGAAUCUUAAGAAGGCUGAAACUGAGGUGGAUCUUCUAGGAGAUCAAGUGGAAGUGCUUCUAGGCCUACUUCAGAAGAUAUACACAAAACUGCAUCAUUAUUCACCAGCUUUGCAGCAAUAUGCUGAGGUCUCAGAACUCCUGCAGGUGAUCAAGAAGGAACUGAAUGGAGUCGUAAAACCACCAAAAGAUUGA
This is a messenger RNA of Morus notabilis, 3162 nucleotides long. RefSeq names its product WPP domain-associated protein. NCBI's taxonomy places the organism in Eukaryota, Viridiplantae, Streptophyta, Magnoliopsida, Rosales, Moraceae. The transcript has 4 exons. The record is from RefSeq and is a predicted model, not a curated record. The coding region runs from base 364 to 3162 and encodes 932 amino acids.